This is a messenger RNA of Recurvomyces mirabilis, 1869 nucleotides long. RefSeq lists its product as uncharacterized. The record is from RefSeq and is a predicted model, not a curated record. Bases 1 to 1869 code for a protein of 622 amino acids. Lineage: Eukaryota; Fungi; Ascomycota; Dothideomycetes; Mycosphaerellales; Teratosphaeriaceae. Gene Ontology annotation, cellular component: Golgi apparatus. The transcript is spliced from 2 exons.
AUGGCACGCAUCAACUUGCCUCUGGACGCGCUCACCUCGCGCCUGAAUCUUUCCGGCCGCUUCGACUCCGUCCGCUCUCAGUCCAUUGCCAACCGCUUCGCCAACCUCAAACCGAUCGGCGAGUUCCUCAAUAUCAAGCAAAUUAGCAAACCACGCGACUUCAGCGAGCUACAGACCAGGGCGAACUACAACCUGUCCUACUUCAGCAGCAACUAUGCCGUACUCUUCGUCAUGCUCAGUAUCUACAGCCUGCUCACGAACCUCCUCCUGCUGUUUGUGAUCAUACUCGUGGUUGGUGGCAUGUUCGGUAUCUCGAAAUUGCAGGGCUCGGAUCUGGACUUAGGCUUCGCGCGCUUCACUUCGUCCCAACUAUAUACUGGUCUGUUGAUCUUGGCUGUGCCUUUGGGUAUCUGGGCGUCGCCUAUAACCACUGUUCUGUGGCUUGUGGGCGCGAGGAGGCGGUUUAAGGAUCGGUCGGCCGCGCACUCUUCGCCCUAUGAAACGGGAAGACCACCCGGAGCUCCCACUGACAGUGUUCGGCGAAGACAAGAUUGGGAGCUUCGAAAUUUAGCAGGAAAAGGUCGCAUGAGCGAUCCACGUUUUCAAGAGCUUGACAGUGAGGAGGAAGAUGGUCAAGGUGUUUUGUUAGAUCCGAAUGGUUAUGCUUUGCGGGAUGCUCGUCAGCGCGGUUUUGCUGGCGACGACUUGUAUUUUGAUGGUUAUGAUGUUGGGCAGGAUAGACAGCGCAGGCGCCAGGUGUAUGACUAUGGAGACGAGUAUGAUUCUGAAGAAGAGUAUUUGAAGAGAAGAGCUGCGGGUCGUCCAACAGCAAAGAGGAGUGAGGAAGAACUGCUGGUGCAAUCCGCUUUAGCACGAAUUGCGAAGGCUAGGUCGAGUGGGAAGACAAAUGUGAACUUGUCGGUGGAGGAGAUGGAAGCUCUCGAGCGCAGGCGAGGUGGCCAGCAGCCGGAGCAAGUCCCAUCUCCCAAGCCAGCACCAGCACUAAUGUCUCCACCCGCCACGCCAGCUAAAACGCCAAAAGGCAAAUCUGGGAGCAGGUCCAGCAGCUCGACUAGUCUUGCAAACCAGAAGACAAAGAAGAAGGGUAGUAUCAGCUCGCCAUCACCAGCCAAGUCGAACUCGAAGGCAAAGGUAGACCGGAAACCUUCAGCGGAGCAGAAUGUCCUCUACCCGCCUGGAACGCCGGGAUAUAUGGUUGCAGGACCGAAUGGUGUACCUAUCUUCCAGCCAAAUGUGUCAUACCCGCCGUCGAGCCUUGAUUAUGCCCGGCCUGGGGCUGCGCGACCCCGUUCUCGGUCGACAUCUAAACAUUCUCGACGAGAGUCCACGCCACCUGAGCAGACCGACGCCUAUGGCCAAUACCCGGCCCGUUACUACGUUCCGGGUGCGCGCCCAGCAUCCUCAAGCUCAAAUCGGUCCUUCCAGGACGACGCGGAGUGGUAUACGCCACCUCCCGUUCGCAACCGCUCCACGUCCAACGCACAGUACGCUGGCUACAGACCACCCGUUGACGACUACGAGACUACCUUGCCUGCAGCGCAGGGACGGCCUCGCAACGUCAGUGGGGCGCCCAGCCCGGAAAUGCGCUAUGCGAGCCUACGACGUGUUCCGCCUUCGUCAUCGCCACUUGCGCGACCCGAAGCACAACAUCAUGCGUACUCGGAUCCUGCUCGGAGGGUAAGCUCUUUGGGUCAGGAGCUGGAAAGGACGAGCAGUUCUUCGAGCGAGGACCAAGGUGUGCAGGUUGACAUUGUGCCAGAUGCAGUGGGUGGGUACUCUAUCAAUCGAGCUGCUACUAACGCGGGUGCCGGCAACGAAGGACGCAGGAGAAAGAGUGGACGUAGGUAG